AAAGGUGCCCAGCUGGGCAAAUUUGUGGCCAUCGAUUGUGAGAUGGUGGGUGUCGGUCGCGACGGUGUUGAUUCUGCGCUGGCCCGUGUGAGUAUCGUGAACUACAAUGGUGCGGUCCUGAUGGAUAAAUAUGUCCAGCCUCAGGAACGUGUUACGGAUUAUCGUACACAUGUGAGUGGUAUUGAGCCCAAGCAUCUUGGAGAAGGAGCCAUUACAUUCAAAGAGGCACAAGCUGAGGUGGCCGAUAUCAUCAAAGGGCGUGUGCUUAUUGGUCAUGCUGUCAACAACGAUCUAAAGGCUUUGAUGCUGGACCAUCCAGCCCUUUUCUUACGUGACACAUCUCGAUAUAAGCCGUUCCGUAAAUUGGCAUCUGGUCGUACACCUAGUCUGAAGACAUUGGUCCAAAAAGUGCUCGAGUUUAACAUUCAGUCCGGAAGCCAUUCUUCGGUUGAAGAUGCUCGGUUCACAAUGCUGUUGUACAGAAAGGUCAAGGAUGAGUGGGAGAAA
Molecule: messenger RNA, 507 nt
Organism: Phycomyces blakesleeanus NRRL 1555(-)
Lineage: Eukaryota; Fungi; Mucoromycota; Mucoromycetes; Mucorales; Phycomycetaceae
Exons: 3
Biological process (GO): ribosomal large subunit assembly; rRNA processing
Cellular component (GO): nucleus
Molecular function (GO): 3'-5' exonuclease activity; nucleic acid binding
Source: RefSeq, a predicted model, not a curated record